AAAAGCUCAAAUAGUCCAGCAAGCAAAAUAAUCCAAAAAGAAACAAGAUAAGAAGAAACCAAACUCGCAAAGAAACAAAAAGGAAAAAAAAAAAAAAAACGAAUUAAAAAAAGAAGAAAUAAAUCCUCCUUUUUAACACCUCAUUCCCUCUUUCUCCGGCACUCAAAAGAGACCAAAGAAGAAAACUUUAGCUCUCCUUUUUGUGUUUUCUCUCUUUUCUUUGUUGGUGUUCCGACAAUGGAGGAAGAAAGUAGCAGCUGGUUCAUUCCAAAGGUUCUUGUUCUGUCUGUAAUCUUAAGUCUUGUAAUAGUGAAGGGUAUGUCUCUGUUAUGGUGGAGACCAAGAAAGAUUGAAGAACAUUUCUCUAAACAAGGAAUUCGAGGUCCUCCUUAUCAUUUCUUCAUCGGAAAUGUUAAAGAACUUGUUGGAAUGAUGCUUAAAGCUUCUUCUCAUCCUAUGCCUUUCUCUCACAAUAUUCUUCCUAGAGUUCUCUCUUUUUACCAUCACUGGAGAAAAAUCUACGGUGCUACAUUUCUGGUUUGGUUCGGUCCAACUUUCCGGUUAACGGUAGCCGAUCCUGAUUUGAUCAGAGAGAUCUUCUCUAAGUCUGAGUUCUACGAGAAGAAUGAAGCUCACCCUUUGGUUAAACAACUUGAAGGCGAUGGACUACUUAGUCUCAAAGGUGAAAAAUGGGCUCAUCAUCGAAAAAUCAUUAGCCCUACUUUUCAUAUGGAGAAUCUUAAGUUGCUUGUACCAGUUGUGUUGAAGAGUGUGACUGAUAUGGUGGAUAAAUGGUCCGAUAAGUUAUCAGAAAACGGUGAAGUUGAGGUAGAUGUCUAUGAGUGGUUUCAGAUUUUGACUGAAGAUGUUAUUAGUAGAACAGCUUUUGGAAGUAGCUAUGAAGAUGGUCGAGCAGUUUUUCGACUUCAAGCUCAACAAAUGCUUCUUUGUGCUGAAGCUUUUCAAAAAGUCUUCAUUCCUGGCUAUAGAUUUUUUCCGACAAGAGGGAAUUUGAAGUCUUGGAAGUUAGACAAGGAGAUAAGGAAGUCGUUGUUGAAGCUGAUAGAGCGGCGGAGACAAAACGCUAUAGAUGGAGAAGGGGAAGAAUGUAAGGAGCCGGCGGCGAAGGAUUUGUUGGGAUUAAUGAUUCAGGCAAAGAAUGUGACGGUUCAGGACAUUGUGGAGGAGUGUAAAAGCUUUUUCUUCGCCGGGAAACAGACAACUUCUAAUCUGCUGACGUGGACGACCAUCUUGCUAUCCAUGCACCCGGAGUGGCAGGCCAAAGCACGUGAUGAGGUCCUCAGGGUCUGCGGCUCACGUGAUGUCCCUACCAAGGACCAUGUCGUUAAGCUUAAAACGUUGAGUAUGAUCUUGAACGAGUCUUUAAGGUUGUAUCCACCAAUAGUAGCUACGAUUCGACGCGCUAAAUCGGAUGUGAAGCUAGGAGGGUACAAAAUCCCAUGUGGCACGGAGCUUCUAAUCCCAAUCAUAGCGGUCCAUCAUGACCAAGCCAUUUGGGGUAAUGACGUGAACGAAUUCAAUCCAGCUCGGUUUGCGGAUGGAGUGCCGCGUGCUGCCAAACACCCCGUUGGCUUCAUACCGUUUGGCCUCGGAGUUCGUACAUGCAUUGGUCAGAAUCUUGCUAUACUUCAGGCCAAAUUGACACUCGCUGUAAUGAUCCAACGCUUCACCUUUCACUUGGCUCCUACUUAUCAGCAUGCACCUACCGUCCUUAUGUUGCUUUAUCCUCAACAUGGUGCACCAAUCACCUUCCGGAGAUUGACCAAUCAUGAGGAUUGAUGAAAGAUCUUCAACGGUCAAAAAUUUGUUCCGGACUUGGAAGAAAAAUGUCUCAAGCUUUCAUAACUGACAUGCUCUUUUUGUUGUCUUUUUUUUUUUUAACUUUCAUAAAUAUAUAGUUUUAACUUUCAAACCAUUGUUUUUUUUUUCAUUCCAUUUUUCUCUAAAAUUUAUUUUUAUCAGCUUCAAUUUGGGGUUUUCGGUUAUGCGCGCAGCUACUUAUGCUUUAUAAGCUUGGGAUAGUGAUGUUUGUUUUUUUUUCUUCCUAUUUUAAUCUAGGAGUAGGAACAUGAUUAACAUCAAAAAGAGCACUAACAAGUAUGUUAAAAAUUUGCUUCGAUUUGGUAUUUUGUAUGUAUUGUAACAUAUAUGGGUGUAAUUUCUACACAUUUUUCGUUUCAUGUUGUC
Messenger RNA from Arabidopsis thaliana (thale cress), 2208 nucleotides. It is a transcript of the gene BAS1, whose product is annotated as Cytochrome P450 superfamily protein. Gene Ontology annotation, cellular component: membrane. The record is from RefSeq and is marked reviewed. Bases 238 to 1800 code for a protein of 520 amino acids. NCBI's taxonomy places the organism in Eukaryota, Viridiplantae, Streptophyta, Magnoliopsida, Brassicales, Brassicaceae. Gene Ontology annotation, molecular function: heme binding; monooxygenase activity; oxidoreductase activity, acting on paired donors, with incorporation or reduction of molecular oxygen. The transcript is spliced from 4 exons.